Ilex paraguariensis (yerba mate) is the source of this 160-nucleotide messenger RNA. The record is from the annotation of a GenBank genome assembly. Lineage: Eukaryota; Viridiplantae; Streptophyta; Magnoliopsida; Aquifoliales; Aquifoliaceae.
CAUACUUAAAAGUCCUAAACAACAGCAAAGUUUCAGUUUCAGUGAAGACUCCAAAUGGGCAGAGCAAAGCUUCAAAUGGGCUGCAGCUUCGUUAUUGUCAGUGAAGACUCCACAACAUCAGGAGAAGUUUCACCCCAUGGGAUCUGCUCAGGGUUCCUAA